Molecule: messenger RNA, 1890 nt
Organism: Effrenium voratum
Lineage: Eukaryota; Dinophyceae; Suessiales; Symbiodiniaceae
Source: the annotation of a GenBank genome assembly
AUAGAAAAAGAGCUGACGGACAUCCGGCGCCAGCUGCGCAACGCCGGCAAGCGGUUGAGGGCAGCCGCUCUUGUGCAGCAACCGGAUGUUCGGGUCACUGCCAAAGUUCAGGUUGCAGCGCCAAGCUUGCCUUGGUCCCCUGCAAGCGUGCGAGAUUUGCUCGUAUUUAUUUUUAGCGGGCACGACGCGCAGGUGGCAGCAGACUUUGCGCAGGGCUGGGGCAGGCGUGGGUGUGGGGCUGCUGCCCACGCGCAGCAGGCGCGUGAACAUUUGGUUGCAGAAGUUGAGUGGGCGUACAUUCGCGCGCCGCUGGCUUUCAUUGUGCAGUUGGAAACCAACCCGCUGGAGGCUUGCCCAAUGAACGACGUUCUUUGCGCAUCUCGGUAUGUGGUGCAGCACGAGCUUUUCCAAUGGGUGGAGCGCCAAAACGUGGAGCAGGGUGUUGCUCCUUCGCGGCGGCAACUUGUGGAGCACGCCUUGAGUAGCGUCCCUCACACAGUGCCUGAGGAAGUGCGGCGGCUGGUGUCUGCUGUUCUGACUGGCUCACCGCGCAGUCAGCGCCGAUGGCUGGCCAAGUUUCGGCAGCGCUGGGGCGCCCGCUUGAACAAAUUAAAGCUUCAGCCUUGCGUGUCAAUUGACGCCAUGCAGAGGUGGCGCCGCUUUCAGGCCCUUGGUUGGCAGGCGAUGGCUUACUUCCAGUGGGUGAACGAAGCCUUGACAGCAGCGCCGACUGGGAGGUCGCCGUUGGUGAUUAACAUGGAUGAGACUGCUGUGGUCCGGCAUGUUUCCGGGCUUGUCGGAACUGUUGUCAGACACCCACGAGCGACAAGAUGCCCGAAAGAUGAGGCCACCUUGUCUGACGUGCGAAGCUACAUUUCUUAUUUCGCUAGCAUCACUCAUGACAGGGCUGUGCAGCCCAUGCUGCCCCAGGUGUUGGUCGGAAAUGAGCACCAGUUCCCAGUCAAACUCUUAGAAGGCUUGCGGCCGCUUCCACACGGUGUCCACGUGUGGCGCUGCAAGUCGGCGUGGAACAAUCAUGCGACAAUGCGCCGUUACAUUUCCCUUUUGGCGAAGAGUCUUGGAGAUCUCGUCCAGCAGCGGUAUGUUAUCCUCUUGGCUGAGUGCGCCCUAUCACACAUAGACGUGUCGAUCUUCAAGCAUGCUCUCCGCUGUGGUGUGAGAUUGGUCUAUGUGCCAGCUUCCAUGACGGGGGUGCUGCUGCCUUGCGACACACACCUCUUCUCGAGGUUCAAAGCAGCGUUUGCAGACAUGUGGCGGAGGCAGAAGGCGGAGUGUGUGGCAGGAGUCGUUACCACAAAUGAUUGGGUUAGAGUGAUUUGGAGAGCUGUGGAGGAAGUUGUGAUGCGCGGUGAUUGGCAGCAGGCCUUCGAAUCAGCUGGCGUUCUCAGGCGCCAACAACGUCUGGCUGGCAAUUUGCGUGAGAAGCUGGGUUGGGCGGAGCUGCCUGAGGUGCCUGCCGGCCCACCCGCUGUAGAUUUGGCAAGAGAGAUUUUCCCUCAGAGAAUGCGGCUGGACGUGUUGUCCUAUGUGCUGUGGAAGCCAAAGUGCCAGCGGAGCAGGGAGUCCGCAGAAUGUUCAGGGUUCCGCAGUUUGUCAGUGUCUGCGGAGGCCUUGCUCCACGAGGAAAUGGAAGCGCUGAAGAGACGCCGUGGUGAGUUGAAGAGGCAGUGUCGCCAAGCGGCCAGGGACAGUAAGGUGCUGGCGAAGAAGAGACAGCGGCUGCUGCAGGCUGCGAAAAACUUGAGCGCAGAGGACUUGCAGCUGUUGCUGCGCGCCCCGAAGGUGGCGAAGGCGAAGGAGGUGGUGGGGUUGCUGGCUGUGAUGGCGCUGCAGGCGGGCUGGGGGAGAUGCCUGGUCUUGUGCUCGUAA